Messenger RNA from Nicotiana attenuata, 1287 nucleotides. RefSeq lists its product as uncharacterized. The coding region runs from base 1 to 1287 and encodes 428 amino acids. The transcript is spliced from 2 exons. Gene Ontology annotation, molecular function: nucleic acid binding; RNA-DNA hybrid ribonuclease activity. NCBI's taxonomy places the organism in Eukaryota, Viridiplantae, Streptophyta, Magnoliopsida, Solanales, Solanaceae. The record is from RefSeq and is a predicted model, not a curated record.
AUGAAGCUCAAUCCUGAGAAAUGCGCCUUUAGAGUAGGCUUGGGUAGAUUCCUGGGCUUCAUGGUCUCAAACAGGGGGAUCGAAAUCAAUCCCGAUAAAAUAAAGGCCAUCGAAGAGAUUACGGCGGUAAAUAAUGUAAAAGUAGUCCAGCGAUUAACGGGGCGGAUCGCGGCCCUAGGCAGAUUCAUAUCGAGAUCGUCAGAUAAAAGCCACCAUUUCUUUGCCCUGCUUAAAAGGAAGAACAACUUCGAGUGGACUUCAGAAUGCCAGCACGCCCUGGAGGAACUAAAACGAUACCUGUCCAGCCUGCCAUUGCUGCGCACGCCCGAGGAGGGUGAAACACUAUAUUUGUACCUGGCAGUAUCCGAAAUAGCGCCUUAUUUUAAGUGCCACCGAGUCUGCGUCCUGAAAACUUAUCCCCUCCGGAGUAUACUGCAUAAACCCGAGCUAUCAGGUCAAUUGGGUAAAUGGGCCAUCGAACUCGGAGGGUAUGACAUCAAGUAUCAACCUCGGACACCCAUUAAGUCCCAAAUCCUAGCAGAUCUCGUGGCUGACUUCUCGCCAGCCCUCGUACCCGAGGUAGAGAAAGAGCUUUUAUUAAAAUCAGGCACUUCCUCCAGAGUAUGGACCUUGUUCACGGAUGGCGCCACGAACGUAAGAGGCUCCGGACUCGGUAUAGUCCUGAGGCUGCCCGCCGGCGGCAUAAUCAGACAAUCCAUAAAAACCACGAAACUCACUAACAACGAAGCCGAAUACGAGGCUAUGAUUGCAGGUCUAGAUUUGGCCAAAGGUUUGGGAGCCGAUAUCGUAGAGGAAAAAUGCGACUCACUCCUCGUGGUAAGCCAAGUAAACGGAAGCUACGAAGCCCGAGAGGACAGGAUGCAUAGGUAUUUUGACAAAAUCCAAAUUGCGUUGCGUCGUUUCAAAGAAUGGAGUUUAGUACACAUAUCCCGAGAGCAAAAUUGCGAGGCCGGUGCCCCUGAAAACUUGGGAUCCUCCGCUGAAGAAGAAGACCUGCUCCCCGGAACAGUCAUCCAACUGUUCAAAUCUGCGGUCGAGGAUGGCCACACGGAAAUUAACUCUGCCAGCCUGACAUGGGACUGGAGAAACAAAUACAUCGUUUAUCUAAAAGACGGAAAACUGCCCACGAAUCCAAAGGAGUCAAGGGACCUGCGAACCAAAGCGGCCCGGUUCUCACUCGACGAAAAUGGGGCCCUUUAUAGGAGAACUUUCGAUGGCCCCCUGGCAAAAUGCUUGGGACCGGGCGACACGAAAUACGCGCUUUGA